AAGAGAAAAUGACCAAACUGCAGGAGAUGGUGACGUUCAGGGACGUGGCUGUGGUCUUCAGCGAGGAGGAGCUGGGGCUGCUGGACGCUGCCCAGAGGAAACUGUACCGAGACGUGAUGCUGGAGAACUUCUGGAACCUUCUGUCAGUGGCACAUCAGCCCUUCAAACCAGAUCUGAUAGCCCAGCUGGAGAAGGAAGAGAAGCUUAGCAUGGUGGAGACCCAAGGAGGAAGCAAGGGUGGACAUGCUGUGAAGAGUGCUGAAGAUGUGGAAUUAAACUCCCUUUGUCCUAAUGGGCUCUCCUCCUGUCAGACCUGCGUGUUACCCAGGGCUCAGGACUUUGUGAGAAGAUGUCCGGGGAGGAACAUCUUGUCUCAGCACCAAGGAGAGCCUCCCUGCUCGGUGUGCGCAGGGAUGCCGGUUCAGAUUUCUGGAGAUGGGAGCUGCGUGUUGCCUCCUGUAGAUGGUGACUCUUCUUCUAUGAAAAAUCAAGAGUUUCCUUCCCAGCAGUCUCGGAGGGACUCAUGUCUCAGUGGGUCAUGUAAUUGCCAAUGGAAAGGUCAGCAAACAUCCAUGAGAAAUCAUUUCUGUAGAUGUGACAGCGUUGGUUGGUUCUCAUACCACAGUGACAAUGAGGGGGUACACAGAAAGGGGACAAGCUGUAGUUUCCAUGGCUACAGAGAAGAGACCAUGAGGGUGUUGUCACUUACGCAGGACUUGAUUAAACUGAGGCCCGAGCCCUGCCCAUGUACUGAGUGUAGGAGAGCCGGGGGCCCUGGCGACAGCAGAGACCACAGCUCUCACACACAUCAGCAGCUCGGUUCAAGAGGGAAGCCCUGUACAUGCAGUCCACGUGGAAAGGGCCGUCCCGGCAGGUCAGCUCUUCCCAUCCAUCGAAGUGUGGAGGCAGGGGAUACAGGUGCUGCUGAGAGGGCUCCCAUGCGGUCCCCUCCAGGAGCCUGCACAGAGCCAAGGCUGUGCCGGUGUGGUGAGAGCGUCCGUCACGGCUCCCCUCCUAACACUCCUGGAUGUGCCCACCCACGCCACACCUCCCAGAAGGGCAGCAUCCCCGAGAAAGCUUUUGAUUGCUCUUUACACUGUAAUAAUAAUUUUAGGGCCCAUAUUAGGGAAGAACCCAACAGAUAUGAGGAGAAUGGGAAUGUUUCUAAUCAGAGUUUACACCUUCAACUUAACCAGAAAACCCAUGCGGAAGGGAAGCCAUAUCCAGGUGUGGAGUCUAGAAAGGAUUUCACACAUUGCUCAAAUUUCAACACUCAGCACAGAGUUCAUGUGGAAGAGACUCUCCAUAACUCUGAGUGUGGUAAGCACUUCAGCCUGCCCCCACCUUUCCAGGACUUUCCAACAGUGGACGCCAGGGAACAAGCACAUAAGCAUACAUGUAGCCCCAGCUACAGUCAAAGUUUGUGUACUCAAGGCCAUCAGCAGCUUCACAUCGGAGAGAAGCCUUUUUAUGAAGAGGGUGGAAAUGGCCGGAGCUGGAGUCCCAGCCCCAGAGACCAUCAGAAACAGAAGCCUCACAAAUGCAACACCUGUGGGAAAGCCUUCAGUCACAGAUCGGUUCUUAACAUUCACCAGAGAAUCCAUACUGGAGAGAAGCCAUACAAGUGUGAGGAGUGUGGGAAAAAAUUCAGCCGGAGUGCCUACCUGCAAGGCCACCAGAGAGUUCACACUGGAGAGAAGCCGUACAAGUGUGAGGAGUGUGGGAAAAAAUUCAGCCGGAGUGCCUACCUGCAAGGCCACCAGAGAGUUCACACUGGAGAGAAGCCGUACAAGUGUGAGGAGUGUGGGAAGGGCUUCAGUCGGAGUUCACACCUUCAAGGCCACCAGAGAGUUCACACCGGAGAGAAGCCAUACCAGUGUGAGGAGUGUGGGAAGCGCUUCAGCUGGAGCUUUAACCUUCAAAUUCAUCAGCGGGUCCACUCAGGAGAAAAACCCUAUAAAUGUGGAGAGUGUGGCAAAGGCUUCAGCAAGGCCUCAACUCUCCUGGCCCAUGAGAGAGUCCACACGGGAGAGAAGCCUUACCAGUGUGACCAGUGUGGGAAGGGCUUCAGUCAGAAAUCAUACCUUCAAAGCCACCAGAGCGGUCACUCUGGAGAGAGACCAUAUGUGUGUGAGGUGUGUGGGAAAUCCUUCAGUCAGAGAGCAUAUCUCCAAGGUCACCGGAGAGUCCACACGAGAGUGAAGCCAUAUCAGUGUGAGGUGUGUGAGAAGCGCUUCAGCCAGAGUUCCCGCCUCGAAGCACACCGCAGGGUGCACAUGGCAGGGAAAGCAUACACAUGUGAGGUGUGCACGAAGGGAUUUAGUGAGCGCUCCCGCCUCCACGCACACCAGAGGGUCCACACAGAAGGAAGACCGUACAAAUGUGAACAGUGCGGUAAGGGCUUCAGCGGGUGUUCCAGUCUCCAGGCCCAUCACAGAGUCCACACUGGGGAGAAGCCAUACAAGUGUGAGGCGUGUGGGAAAGGCUUCAGCCAGAGGUCAAAUCUGCAAGCUCACCAGCGAGUCCACACGGGAGAGAAACCCUACACGUGUGAUGCCUGUGGUAAGGGUUUCCGUUGGAGCUCAGGCCUUCUGAUCCACCAGAGAGUCCAUAGGAGCAAGACGUUCUGUAGGAGGGAAGAGUGUAGAAGCAGUCACCCUUCUGAGAACCUAUGCAGAAACCAAGGCCUGUCCAAUGCCGUUCUGUUUUGUUAACGAAGGUGCAGUGCUUGUGCCCAACAUGAGUGCCAGCGGUGGUUGGGAAACCACGUGGUGUGGAGAUCUACCUGGAGUUUGCCAAAACCUCAGCAAGCUGUUGCCGAGGACCAAGGACUCCCUGACAUACAUGUCAGUGGGGAUUAACAGAAGUAUGAUGUCCAUGUCCGCCAGAACGUGAGCUUGAUGGCAGAGACUCUGUCCACUGCCAAGGCUGCAAGACCGUGACUGGAGAGGUGGCUCAGUGGUGACAAGUCCUGGCUGCCUUUGAGGAAGACCACAUGGUGGCUCUGUGACCCACACCAUGAUGCCCAGACAUGUGUGCAGGCAGAACACUCAUAUCCAGAGAAAUAAGUAAAUGAAACCAUGGUCUUUCCUAACUCAAAGUAGUCACUCAAUGAUAUUUGCUCUGUGAGUAAAAUACGCAAAGGUACACAUUUUAUUUUAAAGUGCAUUAGCAGGGGUCUCACUGGCAGUGCAAAUACAUGCAUAGUGUUUGAAAAGUGGGACCUCAAGCAAUAGGCUCGUCUGAUAAAACAGUAGUUUGGUUAGCACCCCUCACCCUGUCCUAAGCAGACAGGUGCAGAAUUCCUUAAAUAACUGGUCUUCCUCGUUAUGGUUCACUGUUAGGGCUGGCUGUGUAGCAUGUGCUUGUGUGC
Onychomys torridus (southern grasshopper mouse) is the source of this 3373-nucleotide messenger RNA. It is a transcript of the gene Znf112, whose product is annotated as zinc finger protein 112. Bases 9 to 2714 code for a protein of 901 amino acids. The transcript is spliced from 4 exons. Gene Ontology annotation, cellular component: nucleus. The record is from RefSeq and is a predicted model, not a curated record. Gene Ontology annotation, molecular function: DNA-binding transcription activator activity, RNA polymerase II-specific; RNA polymerase II cis-regulatory region sequence-specific DNA binding. Lineage: Eukaryota; Metazoa; Chordata; Mammalia; Rodentia; Cricetidae. Gene Ontology annotation, biological process: regulation of transcription by RNA polymerase II.